CAUUACAACGUCAACAGCGACAACAAUUGCAUUCUGGUAUACUGAAGCAAAGCGAAGAGAAUACAAGCAUUCAGUGGGAACGAUGGCUCGCAUACGGUUUGUGCUAUUGCAGUCGAUUGUGAUAAAUUUGUUUUUUGUUGCACCAUUUUCCACAUCCACUGAGUUUUCUGACAAUUUAGGCUCAUCACAUCGCCAUGAAACAUCCGAGAAUGAUGAACAGGGGAACAAUAUCGAGAUCAACAAUAAAACCACCAACACACAAACCUCGACACAAACAACACCAACGAAAACGUUUGAGUCCAUAUAUUACAAUAGCGAAGUAAUGGUCAACAAAACGUUAUCGGAUGAGUACUGGUCAGAUGGCAAAAAUUUCACAGUCAGCCAAUUACUUUCAACAUCAGUCCGCAAAUCUAUCAAAUUGAUAAAAGAGUUCAAUUGGGGUGAAAUUAACACAUUACAACGUAAACAGCGACAACAAUUGCAUUCUGGUAUACUGAAGCAAAGCGAAGAGAAUACAAGUAUUCAGUGGGAACGAUGGCUCGCAUACGGUUUGUGCUAUUGCAGUCGAUUGUGAUAAAUUUGUUUUUUGUUGCACCAUUUUCCACAUCCACUGAGUUUUCUGACAAUUUAGGCUCAUCACAUCGCCAUGAAACAUCCGAGAAUGAUGAACAGGGGAACAAUAUCGAGAUCAACAAUAAAACCACCAACACACAAACCUCGACACAAACAACACCAACGAAAACGUUUGAGUCCAUAUAUUACAAUAGCGAAAUAAUGGUCAACAAAACGUUGUCGGAUGAGUACUGGUUAGAUGGCAAAAAUUUCACAGUCAGCCAAUUACUUUCAACAUCAGUCCGCAAAGCUAUCGAGGUACCGCUGACAUUUGCCUUUCCAUAUUAUGGGGAUCCCUUACAUUACAUAAUAAUUAAUUCUGGGGGUUUCCUGUUUACCGGAGGUAGAGAUCGCGCAUUUUUAACAAGAAUGCAGUACAUUGCACCAUUAAUGAUGAACUUCAACGCCAGUUUAUCAAAUGUCACAACCGUGAAGUAUUCUGACAAUGGGACUGCAUUUACGGUCGUAUGGGAAAAGAUUCCGCUGCAGGAGAAAGCGAAUAAAACAUUGCGACUUUUCACAUUUGGUGUGACUAUUCACGAAUCAGGCCAUAUAACAUUUGCAUACCGUGUCAUACCAGUGCCAUUAAAUGAGAACUUAAGUAGUGUACUCAAAGUGGGUCUAUCUGACGGUUAUUCCUUCUAUAAAAAAAUGAAACCUUUAAAUAUUUCUUUCUUACGCGCUGACGAAUAUGAUGUCGUUAAGUUUGAUUGGGAAUACAUUCAAAACGAAACGCUGAUCUAUAAUUCGCCGCGACCAACUUGUUUACAACACACAAAUUGCGAAGCAUGCGUUCAACCAACCGAAAAUAUGUCACACUGGCUUAAAUGCUCAUGGUGUCAAGCAGCGAAGUGUUGCUCUAGCAGAUCUGAUCGCAACAAAAAAAAAUGGGAUAACAAUACUUGUCUAGGUGGCAUUUCAGACGCAGAGUCCUGUCCAGCCCAUAAUGUAAGUGGCUUCAACGAGCAUACAGACAUACUUUAAAAAUAAAUGCUGGAAGCAGAAAACUAUUACAUGCAUGGAACAAGAUUUUUUGUACUUUGACAUUGAAAUUGGCAAAAAUAAAAAAUUUAGCCUGGCGA
Molecule: messenger RNA, 1694 nt
Organism: Bradysia coprophila
Lineage: Eukaryota; Metazoa; Arthropoda; Insecta; Diptera; Sciaridae
Product: TRPM8 channel-associated factor homolog
Biological process (GO): positive regulation of protein targeting to membrane
Cellular component (GO): plasma membrane
Molecular function (GO): transmembrane transporter binding
Source: RefSeq, a predicted model, not a curated record